Molecule: messenger RNA, 789 nt
Organism: Aegilops tauschii subsp. strangulata
Lineage: Eukaryota; Viridiplantae; Streptophyta; Magnoliopsida; Poales; Poaceae
Source: RefSeq, a predicted model, not a curated record
AUGGCCGCGUGCCCCGCUAGCCGCGCGCCGUGGCCGCGCCGUCCGGUGGAUGUGCCGCGCGCCGCGCCACUGGCCAUGGCCAGCCCCAGCCGCCCCCGCGUGCAGGCCCUGCCGCGCGAGCUGGCCCGCCCGAGGCCGCCGCCGGCGCGUAUGGCCGGAAUUGUCCACAAGGAGUUUCCUGAGUUGGCCCAGACAGGGCUGAACUACCUGUCAUGGUCCUCGAACUGCGAGAUCUUUCUCCAGGGCAAAACCCUCCUGAGGGCGAUCGGUAAGGGGGCCCAGCUAGCCGUCACUGAUCCCAAGUUCGAGACUGAGAAUGCGCAGUGCUUCUGGCCUUGGACCGCUCUUAAGCAGCGGUUUGAGCGGCUGAAGUACACUGUGAAGCCACGUGCGGAGGCAGAGUGGAUCCGUCUGAGGUUUGCGGACUUCAAGACGGUUGGGGAGUACAAUUCGGCUCUGCACCAGAUUUGUACGACUCUUCGGUUGUGUGGUACUAAGAUUACCGACUCCCAGAAGAUUGAGAAAACCCUAUCCACUUUCCACCCCGACGCGGUUCAGUCCUCACGGAACUACCGCCAGGGGAACUACACGAGGUAUUCAGAGUUGAUUGACGUCCUCCAGGUGGCGGAGGCGCAAGACGAGGUUCUCAAAAAGAACUUUGUCGCGCAACCACUUGGGGGGAGUUCUCGCCAGGAGGUGAACGCUCUCAAAGUCCGCAAGCCUCAACAGAAGAAGAGGGGCCGGAAGGGCAAGAAGAAGGGCCCUCACCCCCCCCCCCGCCCCGGCUAA